AUGCCUGUCACACCAGGUACCUUCUUGCCCGAUCAAGAAAUUGACCAUUGUGAGGAGAUGGAAAAAGCAUGGAAAGCUGAAAAGGAAAAACAAGAAGAAAGGCUUGAGUGGAAGAUGACCGCAAGGUUGGAACGAUCUAUGAGGACUACCCUCACUGGCACAGGUCUAAGCUAUGACGAUUUGUGCAUGCAUCCCAAUUUGGAUUUACCCGAAGGCUUUAAAGUACCCCGCUUCGAAUUGUUUAACGGAACGGGCAAUCCCAAAGCACAUCUGCGGGCCGACUGUGACCAAUUGGUCGGGGUCCGGGACAAUCAAGCACUCAUCAUGAGGUUGUUCGGCCGGAGUUUGACAAGAGAAGCCUCGAAAUGGUUCACGGCGCAAUAUAUACGUCGUUGGGUCACAUGGGAAGACAUAGCUGCUGCCUUCAUGGAAAGAUUCCGCUUUUACAUGGAGACGGUUCCAGAUAGAUAUUAUUUGGAGAAAGUGAAACAGAAAUCCAUCGAGAAUUUUCGUGAAUACGCAAGCAGGUGGAGAACGGAGGCUGCCCGAGUACAACCUCCUAUGGAUGAAGAAGAACUUGUGUCGGUCUUUAUCUGUUCACAAGAAACAUACUUCUAUGAUAGAAUGCUUGAAAUGGCAGGGAGACCUUUCUCUGAAUUGGUCAAAAUGGGCGAGGCCAUAGAAGACGGUCUCAAAAUUGGCCGAAUCAUAAGCAUGACUGGAAAACCCACUAGGUCAGGCUCUACCGGGUUCGCACGUAAGAAGAAAGAAGACGUGGCUAGCAUAUCCUACACCCCUAAGCCCAAAAGAAGGGAAGAUUUCUCGAUGGAGGCAUAUGCUUCACCUCCUCCAAAUACCUACGUACCUAACCCUUAUAACACAGUGCCUAAUCAACUACCACCAAAUGCUUAUAAUGCGCCACUCCCCAAUUUUGAGAAAAAACCCCCUCGGGUAUUCACUCCACUGACGGAAUCUCAGACUGAUUUGUUCAAAAGGUUAAGUGCGGCUGGGAUGAUUCAAGUGCUCCCGCCAAAGGCCGUCGAUCCAAAGAACCGAUUUUAUCGAGCUGACCAAACACGUGCCUAUCACUCAAAUGGCAUAGGGCACAAUACUAAGAAUUGCAUUAAUCUCAAGUACAAGAUACAGGAUCUGAUUGACCGAAAAGAAAUUGUGCUCCAAACGGCCUCUCCAAAUGUGAACACCAAUCCUUUACCAAACCAUGGCAAUAACGUGAUUCACAUGAUUGAAAGAGAAGAAGAUUGGGUCAUAAGAAGGCCCACAAUCCGCGAUUAUGGCAAAAAACUAGAGGGCACGGUGGCGUCAUUAUCCUUACAAGAACCUCGCAAUUCAAGGUAUUAA
This is a messenger RNA of Lycium ferocissimum, 1359 nucleotides long. RefSeq lists its product as uncharacterized. The record is from RefSeq and is a predicted model, not a curated record. Bases 1 to 1359 code for a protein of 452 amino acids. The transcript has 2 exons. NCBI's taxonomy places the organism in Eukaryota, Viridiplantae, Streptophyta, Magnoliopsida, Solanales, Solanaceae.